AAUCUUCUUGAUAAUGGCAGUUACACCUGACAUGAAAUGGCAAACGGCAGAUGCUGCGAAGGAAGAAGAUAAAAGCUGCUGAUGGCUUGCAGCUACUUCAGAAAGAUGUUUACAAUGAGUGUAUUUACUCAGAUAAGAAGAAAAAUUACCUCACCUGCUAUAGCCUAUGCCUCAACUCAUCUUCAACUGUUUUGAACAACUGUUGUGCAAGCUUCUUGUGCUCAUGAUCAUUUACCAAACCUGCUCCAAAAGGUGCCAAAGCACCUGUCCUUCACCUCGAGAUGCUCUUGGCAUGUGGCUUCAUAAUACUAACCCUGAACCAAUAUCACACACUCCCUGCUAUUGCUGGAUGAGGAAGGUCAAGCAUCGGAAUGAAACCUCCACUCUGCCUAGAUAUGGAUCGCAUGAGUGGACUCAGGGAGCGAGACGUGUCGCGCAUCAGGACCCUCCUGGACGGCAUCGGACGGAGCAGCUCGCUAGCUCCAAGGUCAUUUCUCAGCACAAGGUAACAUUAUUUGCAUUACUGAGCAAACCAGGAAGCGAACCUGGCGGUGCAAGCGCGUGGAAGGAGGGAGGCGGCACCGGCGCUAGCGCGGAAGGAGGAAGGAAGGAGGCGGCGAUGGGCCGGCGGCGACUGCGGCAGGCGUGCGGAAGGAGGGAGGCGGCGGCGCUGUCCACUGGCAUCGUAGAGGGAAGAGGAGUUGCCGGCGCGCAGAGGAAGGAAGGCGGUGGUCCUGGUAGUGGAGCUCGAGCAACGACGAGGAGUGGCGGUGGUGCUUGGGCUGUGGCAGGCAGAUCCGGUGGGGGAUGGACGUGCGAGCUUUGAGCAUCCUCUUACCUCCCCGUCGUCGCCACCACCUUGCCCUCUCUCUGCCGGCGCACAGCCUCGGCUCGCGGCGCGCCGCCGUCACCUCGCCUUCUCCCUGCGUGUGGAGGAGAGAAAAGAGAGAAGAAAGGAUGAGAGGAGAAGAGAGAAGGUGCAACCAGGGACAAAAAGGUCCGAGAAAAAAAUAAAUGGAUGGAAAAUGAUUUACAAGUGCAACAAAUAGAGAAAAUGGCAUUGUUGCGAAUUCCCACAGCUUAAGAGGCGAAUGCCAUUUUAACGAUAGUAUUCUAGUGAAGCCAGUUUUUAAGGAUGGCACAUAUGCAAAUUUCUCCACGAGUAGUAGUAGGAAAGGAAGGGCAAAUUCAGAAUCGACUAAAUUCUACUGAAUUAGUAUCAAAUUGAUAUGCUCCACCUUGAUAAAUCAAACUAUAUCUCUAUAUGUGUAUAUGCAUCCCCGUUAUAAGAAAAAUACAUCUACCGAA
This is a messenger RNA of Oryza sativa Japonica Group (Japanese rice), 1308 nucleotides long. Lineage: Eukaryota; Viridiplantae; Streptophyta; Magnoliopsida; Poales; Poaceae. The record is from RefSeq and is a predicted model, not a curated record.